AUGCCAGAGUCAACGCAUAAACGUUUUUUAAAACGUGUGCCCAGUAUUUUGAGAAAAUUGCGAAAGAAACGCAGACAACAACGCGCUUUGCUGCUGCGUAAAGUGCGUGUGGCAGAGGAUUUUAAGCAGCUGGAGCUGCUCGAUACAUUUCAUCGUGCUAUACGUCCUUAUUUAUGUUUGGCGCAAAUCUUUGGCAUGAUGCCGCUAACAAAUGUUUGGAGCAAGAAUCCACAAGCAGUUCACUUUCAGCUGCGCUCCUUUAGCAUGUGCUUUGCAGUUAUAUUUCUUAUGCUGGGCGGCAUUAAAACGACGCGCAUUGGCAUUAAAGUCUUUCAAGGCGGUCUUAAUGCUAAAAAUAUGGUUAGCUUGGUUUUCUUUAGCAGCGGUAUUUGUAUCUGCAUUGGUUUUAUCCUCUUUGCUCGCAAUUGGUCGCGUUUGAUAGUGCCUUGGAGCAGCAUAGAUAUUAUCAUGCUAUAUCCGCCAUAUGCACCUACCAAACGCAGUCUACAUCGUCAGCUGCUUAUGGCAGGUGGCAUGCUGGGUGCAGUUGCUUUGGUGGAACAUUUUCUAUAUUAUGCUUCAAGUUAUUAUAGUUAUCAAAUGCACGUGGUCCAGUGUGAUAAGAAUCUAACAAACACAGUAUUUGUCAGCUAUAUGGAGCAUGAAUUUUCGGAUAUAUUUGAUUUCCUGCCUUAUAACGAACUCGUUAUAUUCUAUGCAUUUUUUCUCAACAGCACCUUUACUUUUAUAUGGAACUUUAUGGACACAUUUAUUAUAUUAAUCAGCAUUGGCUUGGCUCAGCGUUUUCAACAGUUUGCCACGCGUGUCCUGACUUUGGAACAUUGCUUUGUGCCUGAAACCUUGUGGUUCAAUUUGCGACAACAUCAUAUACUUUUAUGUGAACUGGUGGAGCUAGUCGAUGCUCAUUUAUCACACAUUAUUUUGUUCUCUUGCUUGAACAACAUUUAUUUUAUUUGCAACAAAAUAUUAGCAAUAUUCACAAAACUUCGUUAUGGCAUCAAUCAUGCUUACUUUUGGUAUAGCCUGAUUUUUCUGCUCGGUCGCACUUGUGCGGUCUUUCUGUGCGCCUCCAAAAUACAUGACGCCUCUUUGCUGCCGCUCCAAGUAGUCUAUGCGGUGCCCAGCAACAGUUGGUCGGAGGAGGUGCAACGUUUUACGCAUCAGUUGCACAAUCAGCAAGUAGGAUUGUCCGGAUGUCGUCUUUAUUAUUUAACACGCAUGAGUCUCUUUGGAAUGGUGGCUACUUUGGUUUAUUAUGAGUUUAUGCUGUUGCAACUGGAUGCUAAAGGGCAUAAGCAGGAAUUGCCAAAUUUGUGUGAUUAA
This is a messenger RNA of Drosophila busckii, 1344 nucleotides long. RefSeq names its product gustatory receptor for sugar taste 61a (gene Gr61a). NCBI's taxonomy places the organism in Eukaryota, Metazoa, Arthropoda, Insecta, Diptera, Drosophilidae. Gene Ontology annotation, biological process: detection of chemical stimulus involved in sensory perception of taste; sensory perception of sweet taste. Gene Ontology annotation, cellular component: membrane. The record is from RefSeq and is a predicted model, not a curated record. Gene Ontology annotation, molecular function: sweet taste receptor activity.